CUAGGAAUCCAAAGACGUAAAAAACUGACAUUUGAAAAAACAAUAAACGCCAUCUUUCUUUCGCUUCUGUCAUUUCCGAGAUCCCUGUGUGGUUUAGAAAUACAAUAUGCAGAACGACGCCGGUGAAUUCGUUGACUUGUACUGCCCGAGGAAAUGCUCGGCCAGCAACCGGCUGAUCCACGCGAAGGACCACGCGUCCGUGCAGCUGGUGAUCGCAGACGUGGACCCCGCCACGGGCCGCGCGUCUGAUGCCGCCAAGAUCUAUGUCAUCUGCGGCGCUAUACGCCGCAUGGGCGAGUCAGAUGAUUGCAUAGUCAGGCUCACAAAGAAAGAUGGCAUAUUGACUAAGAACUACUGAUGUCGUUAGGCCUGCAAGCGUUACUUUAUAAAAAAAAAAUAAAAAAAUCACAAAAUUA
Molecule: messenger RNA, 416 nt
Organism: Plodia interpunctella (Indianmeal moth)
Lineage: Eukaryota; Metazoa; Arthropoda; Insecta; Lepidoptera; Pyralidae
Gene: RpS21
Product: Ribosomal protein S21
Exons: 4
Coding region: 107-358 (83 amino acids)
Biological process (GO): endonucleolytic cleavage to generate mature 3'-end of SSU-rRNA from (SSU-rRNA, 5.8S rRNA, LSU-rRNA); endonucleolytic cleavage in ITS1 to separate SSU-rRNA from 5.8S rRNA and LSU-rRNA from tricistronic rRNA transcript (SSU-rRNA, 5.8S rRNA, LSU-rRNA); translation
Cellular component (GO): cytosolic small ribosomal subunit; ribosome
Molecular function (GO): structural constituent of ribosome
Source: RefSeq, a predicted model, not a curated record